Messenger RNA from Pezoporus occidentalis (night parrot), 4639 nucleotides. It is a transcript of the gene MATN2, whose product is annotated as matrilin 2. NCBI's taxonomy places the organism in Eukaryota, Metazoa, Chordata, Aves, Psittaciformes, Psittacidae. Bases 584 to 4498 code for a protein of 1304 amino acids. The transcript has 25 exons. The record is from RefSeq and is a predicted model, not a curated record. Gene Ontology annotation, molecular function: calcium ion binding.
GGGCAGGAGGAGCGGGGCUGUCAGGAGGCAGAGUGUCCCCAAUCCCUCGGGGACAGACGGGAGGGAGCGGAUCCCGUGAGGGCCGUCGCUCCAGUUUCUUCCCUAACGGCAGGCGGGAGGGAGCGAAAAGGCAGACCGUGUCCCUCACACGGGACAGGCGGGCAGGAGCGGGACCCCGUCCGUUACUCGGGGAGAGAGGGACGGAGCGGGACCGCAGCCCGUGUCUCUCACGGGCAGACGGAAGGGAGCGAGACCGCGUCCCUGACGGUGGCGGAGGAGAUACGGGCCGCUGAGUCCCGGGGCCGUGCAGGGCAGGGCCGGCUUUGAGGGUCCAGGAAGGGCAGCCAGUGUCUCCCUGGCGGGCCGCCCCUUCCUUUCCCCUCAGUGCAGCUGAGCUGGGCUCCUGCUGCUCGGGGAGGGGGCUGGCGGGAGGCGGCAGCUCCCCUCAGCCCGCCGCGCUCCCGGGGGGGUAGGAGGGGGAGCGCUGUCCUGAGCCGCGCCGAGCGGGGAGGAGGCGCUCCCGCACUCGCUUCUGGCCGCCGAGCGGAGUGGCCCCGCCAGCCCCUCAGUUUCACAUCCUUGAAUGUCCUUCUAUUUCUUGAAGAUGAAGAAAAUGAUUGUUUGCUUCCUUCUGCUGUUUGGGCACACUCUGCUUUCCACUAUCUUUGUCAUGGCAAAAGAUCUCCCUGGACGACAAUUCACCCAAAGAAGGGAUAUUAACUCACAAUCUUUACUAGAAAAUACUUGCAACAACAAACGCCUGGACCUGGUCUUCAUCAUUGACAGCUCUCGCAGCGUACGUCACUACGACUUUGAAAAAGUGAAGGAAUUCAUUUUAACCAUCUUGAAGUUUCUGGACAUCAGUCCUGAUGCCACCCGUGUAGGCCUGAUUCAGUACGGCAGCACAGUCAAACAGGAGUUUUCACUGAAGACAUUCAGGAGGAAGCAGGAUAUCGAAAGAGCAGUGAGGAGGAUGAUGCACCUGGCAACUGGCACCAUGACCGGACUGGCCAUUCAGUAUGCAGUGAACAUUGCGUUUUCAGAGUCAGAAGGAGCUCGACCUCUGAAGCAGAAUGUGCCCCGAAUUAUCAUGAUUGUGACAGAUGGGAGACCACAGGAUCCAGUGGCAGAGAUUGCUGCUAAAGCACGCAACUCGGGAAUCUUGAUUUUUGCCAUUGGAGUGGGAAGAGUAGAUAUGAACACACUGAAGUCUAUUGGCAGUGAACCACAUGAAGAGCAUGUGUUUCUGGUUGCUAAUUUCAGUCAGAUUGAAACACUGACAUCUGCAUUCCAGACUAAACUUUGUGUGCCCCAUAUGUGCAGUAUAGUUGAACAUCAGUGUGAUCACUUCUGCAUAAACACCCCAGGCUCCUACCUAUGCAGAUGUAAACAAGGAUACAUUCUGAAUGCUGACCAUAAGACUUGCAGCACUCAGGACCUUUGUGCUGUGGAGAAACAUGCAUGUGAGCAGAUUUGUGUGAACACACCUGGGUCUUACGUCUGUCAGUGUUAUGAAGGCUAUGAGCUUGAUGCAGAUGGAAAGAAUUGUAUUGUUGUAGAUUACUGUGCUUUGGAUAAUCAAGGUUGCCAACAUGAAUGUGUUAACACUGAGGACUCGUAUUACUGUAGAUGCCACCCAGGGUUCAUUUUAAAUCCUGACAAAAGAACUUGCAGAAGACCAGACUAUUGUGCGCUUCAGGACCAUGGCUGUGAGCAAGAAUGUGUUAAUACAGACAAUUCCUAUUUUUGUCGAUGCCAAGAAGGGUUUAGACUUAAUCCAGAUAAAAAAACAUGCAAAAGAGUGGACCACUGUGCUGAAAGCAGUCAUGGCUGUGAGCAACUGUGCCUGAAUACUGAUAGCUCCUAUGUCUGCCAGUGCUCUGAAGGAUUUGUCAUCAAUGAGGACCUAAAAACCUGCACACGAGUUGACUAUUGUGCUCUGAAUGAUCAUGGCUGUGAACAUUUGUGUGUAAAUGGCGACAGAUCUUACACUUGUCAGUGUUUUGAAGGAUACAGGCUUCGUAACGAUGGAAAAACAUGUAAACGUAAAAAUGUCUGCAGAUCAGUCAACCAUGGCUGUGAGCAUAUUUGUGUCAGUACUGACAAUUCCUACAUCUGUAAGUGUCGUGAGGGAUUCGUAUUGAGAGAAGACGGCAGGACGUGCAGGAGACGAGACAUCUGCAAAUCAGUCAGCCAUGGCUGUGAGCAUAUUUGUGUUAAUGAAGAUGACUCAUAUAUUUGCAAGUGUCAUGAGGGUUUUCUGCUGAGAGAAGAUGGGAAAACAUGCAGACAUAAAGACAUUUGCAGUUCAGUUGACCAUGGCUGUGAACAUGUUUGUGUUAAUGCUGAUGAGUCAUACAUCUGCCAGUGUUAUGAGGGAUUUGCACUAAGGGAAGAUGGAAAAACAUGUAGAAAUAGAGAUGUUUGCAAUUCCGUUGACCAUGGCUGUGAGCAUGUUUGCGUGAAUACUGAUAGUUCAUACAUUUGCCAGUGCUAUGAAGGUUUUAUACUGAGAGAAGAUAAGAAAACAUGUAGACAUAAGGACAUCUGCAAAUCAGUCAGUCAUGGCUGUGAACACCUUUGUGUGAAUAAUGAGGAUUCAUACACUUGCCAGUGCCAUGAUGGAUUUGUACUGAGGCAAGAUGGGAAAACAUGCCGAAGCAAGGAUAUUUGCAAAUCAGUCAACCAUGGCUGUGAACAUGUUUGUGUUAAUGCUGGUGAAUCAUUUGUUUGUAAGUGUCAGGAGGGAUUCCUGCUAAGAGAAGAUGGAAAAACAUGCAAAAAUAAAGAUGUUUGCAGAUCAGUCAACCAUGGCUGUGAACAUCUUUGUGUUAAUACUGAUGAGUCAUAUAUCUGCAAAUGCCAUGAUGGGUUCCUACUGAGAGAAGAUGGGAAAACCUGCAGAGACAAGGAUGUUUGCAAUUCAGUCAACCAUGGCUGUGAACAACUUUGUGUGAAUACUGAAGAUUCCUAUGUCUGCAAAUGUCAUGAAAAAUUCAUACUGAGGGAAGAUGGAAAGACAUGUAGAUAUCAAGAUGUUUGCAACUCAGUUGACCAUGGCUGUGAACAUAUUUGUGUUAAUACUAAUGAUUCCUAUAUCUGCAAGUGCCAUGAGGACUUCAUACUGAGGGAAGAUGGGAAAACUUGUAGGAGUAAAAAUAUCUGCAAAGCAGUCAACCAUGGUUGUGAACAUGUCUGUGUUCCAACUGGUGAUUCAUACACGUGUCAGUGUCACAAGGGCUUUAUAUUGAGGCAAGACAGGAAAACAUGCAGGAAUAAAGACCUGUGUAAAUCCAUUGACCAUGGCUGUGAACAUGUGUGCGUUAAUAAUAACAAUUCAUACAGCUGUCAGUGCCAUGAGGGUUUUGUCCUGCGACAAGACGGGAAAACAUGUCGAAAGAAAGAUGUCUGCAAAUCAGUUGCCCAUGGUUGUGAACAUAUUUGUGUUAAUAAUGAUGAUUCAUACAUCUGCAAAUGCCAGGAGGGAUAUGUAUUAAAAGAGGAUCAGAAAACAUGUAGAAGAUGCACUGAAGGACCAUUGGACCUGAUGUUUGUGAUUGAUGGAUCAAAAAGUCUCGGAGAGGAUAAUUUUGAAAUUGUAAAACAAUUUGUCUUGGGAGUCCUGGAUACACUUGAGAUUUCACCCAAAGCUGCUCGAGUUGGUUUGCUUCAGUAUUCCAGUGAAGUUCGCACAGAGUUUACAUUAAGGCAAUUCAGCUCAGCCAAAGACAUGAAGAAAGCUGUGUCACAAAUGAAAUAUAUGGGGCGAGGUUCCAUGACAGGACUGGCUCUGAAGCACAUGUUUGAGAGAAGCUUCACAGAAACGGAAGGAGCAAGACCAUUUUCAGCACAUGUCCCUCGAAUCUCCAUUGUGUUUACGGAUGGACGAGCCCAAGAUGAAGUCUCCGAGUGGGCUGCUAGAGCAAAACAAAAUGGUAUAAUUAUCUAUGCCGUUGGAAUAGGACAAGCAAUUGAGGAAGAAUUGCUGGAAAUUGCUUCUGAGCCACCGUACAAACAUCUCUUUUAUGCUGAGGAUUUCACAGCUAUGGAGGACAUCAGUGAAGAGCUAAGAGCCCGAAUCUGUGAAGCCUUGAAAGAGUCAGCUCACCAGCAGGAUCCAUCAUAUGGGAGGAUUCGUAAGACUGGUCCACAGCGUUCAGGUUGGCUGCUUUACCCCAGCAUCCUGAUGUCUCCCCAGUCAUUGCUAAGUUCCCUCUUCACACUGCCUUCUGUACAGAACCCUAACAAUUCACCUGUGAACUGUUUACCCCAUUUCCCUUCCUACCCCCCUCCAAGGCACCCUCCUUUCUGCAACUCAAAUCUACUUUCUGCAAAAUACUGGAGAUUCACUGUAACAAAUGCAUGGCUGCAUGCUUUUUACACCAUCCAAAUGUAUUAUUUCAUGGGGAAACUUGUAUUUCAACACACUGCUUGGUAUUUUAGAGCAUGUUCAGCUUCUAAAUCACUUCUGUUUCUUACAGGAACCUUCACAACUUAAAUCAUGUACACAGUAAAUACAGCCUAACAGCUCAGUUCCUUUACUUCUUUAUAUCCCUUGUCCUCUAAAUGAAUGAGCCUCAUUGCAAUCAGUGAGAUUAAUGACUAGUUAAGAAGUUGGUGCAUUUGAGUAGAAGAAAAA